Molecule: messenger RNA, 3072 nt
Organism: Anastrepha ludens (Mexican fruit fly)
Lineage: Eukaryota; Metazoa; Arthropoda; Insecta; Diptera; Tephritidae
Exons: 2
Coding region: 1-3072 (1023 amino acids)
Molecular function (GO): zinc ion binding; nucleic acid binding
Source: RefSeq, a predicted model, not a curated record
AUGUCGAUCAGUCCAGGUAAUGGUACCUUCAUUAGAAGCGAUUCACCACAUACUGUACCAUCGAGUGGGCAACCGUCUUCAGAUCGCGUGUCGUAUUUAAAGCUGAAAACAAUGUCAGUCUUUAAUCGACUUGAGCAUACAGCAGCGGAGAUGAACACCGAAAUGCUACAAGGCAUGGAUGAGUACGGGUUGGCAGCAAUCAUGGAAUCAGUGGGAGAUUUGAAAGCAACAUUCACCGCCGCUCACACCAGUUUGGAGGAAAUGGACUUUGAGUCUAUUGCCAGUGACCUGCCCUGCAAAUUCGAUGCUACAUUGGUGAAACUUAAGGCGAACCUGCAACGAGAGAUUGGGAGACGUAGCACAGGUCAGCACUGCUCAACAUUCAGAGCGAACACUGGUGACUCGCAGUCGAUCAUCGUGAAUGCCAAUCGUUCUCGCUUGCCUUUGCUAAUGCUACCUAAAUUUAGUGGCGCGUAUACCGAGUGGAGCAACUUUUUCUCGAUGUUCACCUCCGUCAUUGACAAGGAUGGCGACCUGACGCAAAGCGAUAAGCUGCAAUACCUGCGUUCCUGCUUGAGUGGUGCUGCUUUGGAUACUAUCCAAUCUCUGGAGAUAAAUGAAACGAAUUAUAAAAAUGCAUUAGAUUUACUCAAAAAACGUUUUGAUAACAAGCGAAUUAUAUUUCAGGCACACAUCAGACAGAUCUUUGGGCUGGACAGGGCAGAUGCAUCCGCAAGCAAGUUGCGGGAGUUGACGGACAAGGUUACAUCACACAUACGCGCGUUGCAAUCGCUUGGAUCACAAGAACAAAUCGCUGACUGCAUUAUAGUUGAACUACUAAUCCAGAAGUUGGACAAGGCUACUCAAUCCAAGUGGGAAGAAAAUUCAUCAAGCAACGAACUGCCGUCGUGGGAUCAGUUAGCUGCAUUUUUGGAAAAGCGGUGUCGUACCCUCGAAAAUGUGGAGCAUGCCAUACAAACCCAAACGGAUCAAGUUGACAGAAACGGUAAAACUGUAAGUACAAAUAAAAGAAAAUCAUUUGUCGUUUCGAAUGCCUCAGUAGGUGGUUGCGCGUUUUGUCGGUGCCCUGAUCAUAGAAUUUACCACUGUCAGCAAUUUUCCACUCUUUCUCCAAAUCUUCGCCAAAAGGAAGCCAAGAAGCUCUCGCUUUGCCUUAACUGUCUAAAGGGUGGCCAUCAAAUGAGAGAUUGCAAAUCUGGACCCUGUAGAGCUUGUCAAUUGAAACACCAUACGCUUUUGCAUUUUGACCGCACAUCUUCUGCUUCAACUUCUAUAUCAGGCCCAGUCACGCAACCACCCACAUUGAAAUCAAACACCAUAGCUGCAACAUCAUCUGUCCCUGGCCAUGCCCUCACUUCGAGAUCUCCAUCUGAUGCUGUGCUUCUAGCCACUGCAGUCAUUUUUGUCAAAAAUCGUGCUGGUACCUUCGUGCCAUGUCGGGCGCUUUUGGAUUCGGGUUCCCAGCUUCACUUUAUUACAAAUCGUUUUACUAAUCAAUUACAACUUCGUAGGACCAAAUAUUCGGCGGCAGUUUCGGGCAUCGGGGAUGCCAACCUGUCAACUGAAGGCUAUUCGGUCAAAGUCGUACUGAAGUCGCGGACUUCAGAUUUCUCAACGCACAUCACUUCCGUCGUUGUUCAAACAAUCACUGACAAUCAGCCUGGUUUUUCAGUGAGCAUCGCGGACUGGAACGUCCCUUCGAACAUCCAACUAGCUGAUCCCAAUUUCAACAUACCUCAGCGUAUUGACUUGCUUAUCGGAGCAGGACUAUUUUUCGAACUUCUCUGCGUUGGGCAGAUACAGUUGGCGCCCGGAUUUCCAGUUCUUCAAAAAACUCUUCUCGGUUGGGUGAUAUCAGGUGGUGGUCAACAGACUUCUAAGCUUUCGUCAUUUGUGGCCAAUCAAAGGUCUUCGAGAGACAUCGACUCUGAUACCCGACGAGACGAUUUGGUACGUCGCUUCUGGGAAGUAGAUCACGUUUUUGAGCCAAUCACUAAAACAGCAAGGGAGGAGCUCGACUGCAAGGCGCAUUUUCAGCAAAAUGUUUCGCGUUUACCUUCAGGCGAGUACUCGGUUCGCUUACCUUGGAAACUCGGCACAGAAUCAUACACACAAGCAAAGCGACGAUUUGAGAGCCUUGAGCGCAAGGAAGAUAGCUCCACAACAAAGCUCAGGGUCGUUUUUGAUGGUUCUGCUGUCACAACUUCGGGCCUCUCAUUAAACGAGAUUCUAAUGGCGAGGCCGACCAUACAACCCAAACUUUUUGAUAUUCUUAUUCGCUUUCGUACGUUUCCCGUUGCACUUAUUGGAGACAUUUGUAAGAUGUAUCGUUGCGUUCGCGUAUCUGCAGCCGAUAACAUUUUCCAGUGCAUUUUGUGGCGAGACCUUCAUCACAUUUCUGAUGCAGAAAGGGAUACCUUCCUUAAAUUCGAUGACGCGCGACACCUUAGAGGCACCAGAAAUUCUAAACGGUCUGCACUAUCAACAAUAGCUCGAAAACCUUUUGAGCACAUCAUGGCUGAUUUGCCUAAGAAGAAAUGUUAUAUCAGCGUCUUCAUCUGUUUCGCAACCAAGGCCGUAUGGAGAGAGCUAGUGAAGGACCUUCCAACAGGUGCUUUUUUGGAAGCUCUCAAGCUAUUUACGACAACACGCGCCAUGCCAAGCUGUAUUUGGUCAGACAACGCAACCAAUUUCGUAGGCGCUAAGAACGAGUUGAGAGACCUAAAACGCCUACUCCUAAGCCAAGAGCACCGCAGUAAGGUUCACGUUCACUACCUCAACAAUGGUUUUGACUUGCGAUUCAUACCACCUCGUUCACCACAUUUCGGCGACUUGUGCGAAGCCGCAGUAAAAAUGGCUAAACAGCACCUGUACCGCACUCUUGGCUCUGCAAUUCUUGGUUUCGAUGAACUGCAAAAUCCAGAAGACCUUGAUGUUUUAACUCCAGGUCAUUUUCUUAUUGGCGGCCCGCUUACAGCUGCUCCUGAGCCUAACAUCACGCAUUUGAAUUACAACCCACUCGGUCACUGGCAGCGUGCCACAUACUUCUAA